Messenger RNA from Lithohypha guttulata, 1158 nucleotides. RefSeq lists its product as uncharacterized. Gene Ontology annotation, cellular component: plasma membrane. Gene Ontology annotation, biological process: peptide modification; carbohydrate metabolic process. NCBI's taxonomy places the organism in Eukaryota, Fungi, Ascomycota, Eurotiomycetes, Chaetothyriales, Trichomeriaceae. The transcript has a single exon. The record is from RefSeq and is a predicted model, not a curated record. The coding region runs from base 1 to 1158 and encodes 385 amino acids.
AUGCCACCGGAAGCACGCUAUUAUCAGAACCCUGGCAGUCCACUCUCACACCUAGAUUACCACACCGAGCUCCUUGCUUCGCUAGGUCGCAUCAAUAUCUACAACCCACCCGUGGCGACCUGCUCAACAGGUUGGAGAUUCAGCGGCUUGUACAGCGGCCCUACAGGCAUAGCAUACUUGUUCUAUCGCCUAUCCGAGCUCCACCCUGAUCUCGAGUUCAAGCAACAAUCUUUGUUGGAGUGGGCUGAAGCUUACUUAGCACUAGGGAACCAUGUCAAGAAACACAACCCAGAUGCCAGCCAUUGCGGAAUUGCAAACGAGACACUUGCUCACACGGCGGUAAGCAGCCUGAUCUUGAACGACACCAGUCUCGCGGAGAAACUGUGUGCGUACGAGAAUAUCAUCAACGACGCCAGCAAUGACGGGAGCAACGAGUGGCUCUACGGACGAGCAGGAUAUCUCUUCUUCCUUCGAGCCUGCAGGAGACACUUUGCAAAAUCCAACCACACCAGUACAGUCGAUAGACUCACCAGCACAAUGAAGAAAACCACCAAGCGGAUCGCAGAAGUGCCUUUGCCAUGGACGUGGCAUGGGAAGGAAUAUCUCGGCGCAGCGCACGGCACCAUAGGCAUCAUUUCGCAAUGCAUCCUAUCCGACCCUAGCACAUCAGAAUUACUGACAGACGCCCUCGAACAAACCCUCGCAACACAAUACCCAAGUGGAAACUUCCCAUCCUCAAAUCCACCAUAUCACGAUGAACUAGUACAGUUCUGUCACGGUGCACCAGGUUUCGUCAUCGCUCUACAGCCUAUCUUAGGGCAUUUCAGCGAUAGGACGAAAGUGCACAAGCACAUCACACACGCAAUGCAAAUUGCACAAGACACAAUCUGGGAAAGGGGAUUGUUGACUAAGGAUCCCUGUCUUUGCCACGGUAUCGCAGGUAACGCCCUGGCUCUAGAUGACCAGGAACGAUUCGAGACUUUUCUGAGCCUGAUGACAGCGGACUCCUUGGAGCAGAAUGGAUGGCUCCAGGAAGCCGGACAUACGGAUAGAUUUGCUAGCUUGUAUGAUGGAGAGGCUGGACGAGCUUGGGUUUGGGCUGUUGCUGACAAGGGACUGGGCGUGAAAGGAGGGUGUAUUGGGUUUAGUGAUGUUUGA